Messenger RNA from Cuscuta campestris, 1000 nucleotides. Lineage: Eukaryota; Viridiplantae; Streptophyta; Magnoliopsida; Solanales; Convolvulaceae. The record is from the annotation of a GenBank genome assembly.
AGCUGUCCUUUGUUUUGUUCCCCUCCCAAAUCCAGUAUCCGUUCAAGCCGCAGCCCAUCGGUGGUGUAACCGGAAGCCGCCGCGAAUGGCGUCGACGUCAGGCCAACGCAGCGGCGCCCCUCUCGGAAAACUCAGAUCAGUCACGGGAAUGCUCGACUCAGACAAUCAGUCCCUUAUCAGAGAGAUGAGGAAGGCUAUGAAUCUAAUGAAGGAAGUUGCAGUUGAUUUGGAGAAGGAAAACAUGUCAGAUAAGGUGAAGGAGCUUGAAACUGGUCUUGUUGAGAUGCUGGAAACUUCUAAUGACUGUUUGCAUUUUUCUAAUGCAAUCCAAAGUAUCGGAAGUGUGUAUGAACCUGGACCAGAGCCAACAGAUUUUAAGAAGUUGUUUGAUGCUGAAAUUAGAAAAUCUAAAGCAAUUUCUCCCUCUCAGAAUCAUGCACUACUACGACAAUUCAGGGAAGCUGUCUGGAAUGUUCAUCAUGCUGGACAACCAAUGCCGGGAGAAGAGGAAGAUGAUAUUGUAAUGACCAGUUCAGCCUGCAACCUCCUUAAUGUGACUUGUCCCUUAAGUGGAAAGCCUGUCACAGAGUUAGUUGAACCUGUUAGAAGCCGGGAGUGCAAACAUAUAUUUGAGAAGGCAGCUAUUAUGCGACACAUAAAGAAUGCGCAUGGCAGAUGUCCUGUUGCAGGUUGCCCGAAACUUGUGCAUGCAAACAAAGUUGCGUGCGAUGCAUUCUUACUCGUUGAAAUCGAUGAACUUCGCUCAAUGGGCAAAGAAGCUGGAGGGUCUGGGAUGGUAGAGGAUGUCACAGACCUACCAGGGGGGACCGAGGAAGCUGAUGAAGACUGAUCAUGGGAGAAAUUCUUGGUUAUGUUUUUUUGCCCCUGAUAUUAUUAUUAUUAUUCAGGGAGUAUCCUUGUACUAAUUCGAAACAGGGUUUUACUAAACACAGCGUGAUGUUAGUUAGUACUUAGGGAGUAAUAAUAGUAAGUUCCUAGU